Messenger RNA from Notothenia coriiceps (black rockcod), 303 nucleotides. Its product is annotated as arrestin red cell isoform 1-like. NCBI's taxonomy places the organism in Eukaryota, Metazoa, Chordata, Actinopteri, Perciformes, Nototheniidae. Gene Ontology annotation, cellular component: cytoplasm. The annotation marks the transcript as partial. Gene Ontology annotation, molecular function: angiotensin receptor binding. The record is from RefSeq and is a predicted model, not a curated record. Gene Ontology annotation, biological process: positive regulation of ERK1 and ERK2 cascade; G protein-coupled receptor internalization; signal transduction. The transcript has 4 exons.
GUGACGGUGUACCUGGGAAAGAGAGACUUCGUGGAUCACCUGGACCACGUCGACGCUGUAGAUGGCGUGAUCCUCGUGGACCCGGAGUACCUGAAGGACAGGAAAGUCUUCGUCACGCUCACCUGUGCGUUUCGUUACGGCCGUGAAGAUCUGGAUGUUCUCGGUCUGUCGUUCAGGAAGGAUCUCUACAUCUCCACCUUCCAGGCGUUUCCCCCGGUGCCGGAGGAGAAGAAACCGAACAGCCGGCUGCAGGAGCGUCUGCUGAAGAAACUCGGGCAGCAUGCUCAUCCCUUUUACUUCACU